Symbiodinium sp. CCMP2592 is the source of this 1923-nucleotide messenger RNA. The record is from the annotation of a GenBank genome assembly. NCBI's taxonomy places the organism in Eukaryota, Dinophyceae, Suessiales, Symbiodiniaceae.
AUGGCGGAGACUUUCGCAUUCAAUGCAGACAUCCAACAGCUGAUGAGUUUCUCGGCAGGCUUGAUCAUCAAUACCUUCUACUCCAACAAGGAGAUCUUCCUGCGAGAGCUCAUCUCCAAUGCCUCGGAUGCUCUGGACAAGAUUCGCUACGAAUCGAUCACGGAUCCAGACAAGAUCGAGGCGCAGCCCAACUUCUUCAUCAAAAUCAUCCCGGACAAGACCAAUUCGACUUUGACCAUCGAAGACUCCGGCAUCGGCAUGACCAAGAACGAAUUGAUCAACAACCUCGGGACCAUCGCCAAGUCAGGCACCAAAGCCUUCAUGGAGGCCAUGGCGGCCGGCGGCGACAUCUCCAUGAUUGGCCAGUUCGGCGUCGGCUUCUACAGCGCAUACCUCGUCUCGGACAAGGUCCGCGUCGUCAGCAAGCACAACGACGACGAGCAGUACAUCUGGGAGAGCGGCGCCGGCGGAUCCUUCACCGUGCAGAAGGACACCGAGCUGGUGCACGGCCAGAUCAAGCGAGGUACGAAGAUUAUCUGCUACCUCAAGGAAGACCAGUCCGAGUUCCUGGAGGAGCGACGCUUGAAGGACUUGGUGAAGAAGCACUCCGAGUUCAUCGGCUUCCCCAUCGAGCUGUACGUGGAGAAGUCCAAGGAGAAGGAGGACUCCGAGGAGGAAGAGGAGGAGAAGAAGGACGAGAAAGAGGGUGACGAGCCCAAGAUCGAGGAAGUGGAUGAGGAGCUGUCCGGGGAGCUCGGAGUAGCAUAUCUGAACAAGAUUGUAUGUCUUAACGAAGGGAAGGUGAAGGAGGUCUCGCACGAGUGGGAGCGGCUUGGCGGGACAGGUCAGUUUGAAGGGUUGACGCUCACCCGUGACCACCUCGCGGUGAAGCACUUCAGCGUCGAGGGCCAGCUGGAGUUCCGUGCGCUGCUCUUCGUUCCCCGCCGGGCGCCCUUUGACCUCUUCGAGAGCAAGAAGAAGCGCAACAAUAUCAAGCUGUACGUGCGUCGUGUCUUCAUCAUGGACGACUGCGAGGAGCUGAUGCCAGAGUGGCUGAACUUCGUCAAGGGUGGGCCACGCAUUUGCAUCGACGAGGUUGAACUGUUGGCCGAGCUCCUCCGCUACCACACCUCCAAGUCUGGAGACGAGCAGAUCAGCCUGAAGGAGUAUGUCGACCGCAUGAAGGAGGGACAGAACGACAUCUAUUAUAUCACAGGUGAGAGCAUCGCGGCGGUAUCUUCCUCUCCUUUCCUGGAGACCCUGCGAAAGAAGGGCAUCGAGGUGCUUUACAUGAUCGACCCCGUCGACGAGUACUCCGUGCAGCAGCUGAAGGAGUUCGAUGGCAAGAAGUUGAAAUCCACCACCAAGGAAGGUUUGGACAUCGAGGACGAGGACGAGAAGAAGAAGCUGGAGGAGAUGAAGGCCGAGUUUGAGCCUCUCACGAAGUUGAUGAAGGAAGUCCUCGGAGACAAGGUGGAGAAGGUCAUCGUUAGCUCUAGGAUGGCCGACUCCCCUUGCGUGCUGACCACCUCCGAGUACGGCUGGUCUGCCAACAUGGAGCGCAUCAUGAAGGCCCAGGCGCUGCGCGACAACUCCAUGACUUCCUACAUGGUCUCCAAGAAGACCAUGGAGGUGAACCCGAAGCACUCCAUCAUGGCGGAGCUGAAGAAGAAGGCCGCUGCCGACAAGUCGGACAAGACGGUGAAGGACCUGAUCUGGCUUCUCUUCGACACCUCCCUGCUCACCUCGGGCUUCAACCUGGACGAGCCCACCCAAUUCGCUGGCCGCAUCCACCGCAUGAUCAAGCUCGGCCUGAGCAUCGACGAUGACGAUGAGGGCCUGGGCGACGACGAUGACCUGCCCCCGCUUGAGGAAGUUGAGGGCGCGGCCGACGAGGCCUCCAAGAUGGAGGAGGUCGACUAG